This is a messenger RNA of Musa acuminata subsp. malaccensis (wild Malaysian banana), 3365 nucleotides long. RefSeq names its product patatin-like protein 6. NCBI's taxonomy places the organism in Eukaryota, Viridiplantae, Streptophyta, Magnoliopsida, Zingiberales, Musaceae. Gene Ontology annotation, biological process: lipid metabolic process. The record is from RefSeq and is a predicted model, not a curated record.
UGCGACUACUUACCGCACAUGAAACCAGCAACUGUCAACGAGAAGCAGCAACAAAGCAAACAGGUUGCAGGCACGAGUGACUCGAUGCAUGUAUCCACCGUAACGGAAGCAGUUGGUCGGGGAGGUGGCGGUGUAGGGUUUUGGAGUGCUUCUACGUCGGCGGGAUUAGCCUACCUGCAAUAUUCUGCGCUGUUAUCUGACAUGGACCCAACACAAGAAGACGACCAACAGAAUCCCGCUUGUUUGUCGGUGCAAUAUGGCGAGUGCAGAACACGGAGAUGAAUUUUGACUCUGUCUGCUGCACUCAUUGAUCUCUGAGAUCACUUUCGAGCUUCGAAGUCCCAACCAAAAUGUUAUUUACAGCCAGCAUCUACCAUCGUCAAUUCGUCGAACACCUUCAGCUCAUAAAUAAGACGGAAUUUAUGUGUGCCAUUGAUGUUCUCCACGAGGAAACUCCGUCAUGCUUCCGAAAUUUAUGUAGCAGAUUGAGAACUCGGUUCCAAGCAACCAUGAAUUUUUGGGUAUGAUGCCCACUGGUUUAGAGUAACAGAAAAAGCAGACCAUGUUGCGCGCAGCAGCAGAAGGCUCACCACCUCGCUCACCGCAAACCAUCUUAUCCACGUUAAUGGAGUUCAAGAUCGGUUAUCAUCACUGGAGAUGGCUCCAAAUGAUGAUGUUACUCUGGAGGCAACUCAUACGACCUUUGGAAUCCAUGCAGAAUCCAUCGGUCCACCGCUGUCGCCUCCUCCAUCUCGACGAUGACGCCGCAACCUCUCCCGUCAAUGCCGAGUUGCCUGGACUUGUUUAUUCGCAGUAAUUAUGCGAUCAAUGAUGAUGAAUCGAGCAUGGACGUUCUUCUCCCUGUCACUGUAAACCACCCACAAAUGCACUGGAUGAGUCACGGUAACAUCCCCUCAUCAUUGAAGCCCACAACAUAAACCUGGAGAAGAGCGGGAGGAAGCAAUCGAAGAGACAAACAAGCAAGCCAUCAUCUUUUUCUCGCGUGGUUUGAGGAAAAAAGGAGAGGAGAAGCCGAUCAAAGAGCAGUGACUGUAUCAGAUGUCUUCCAUGAUUGGUACAGAGGCCGUCCAUCUCGCUCCCUCUCCGUCCGAGUUCAAACCUUUUCAUGCGAAAGUAUGUGGAAGAGAGAGGCGCCGGUAGCGAGAGGACCAAUGGACCGCGUGUAGUUGUGUAAAGGAGAGGAACGGGGUCCGGUUCGGUCGGUUGCAACGGUUCGCAAUCUGCAGUUUUGAGGUCGUCCCCGCUCCCUUCUUUGGAGUUGAUCGAUCCCUUCUGUAGAGAAGAGAAGACAGAGGAGGAGAUGGCGGCGGAGGUGGAGGAGCAGAUGCUGGUGCCGAUGCACCAGAGGAGGAACAGGUCCGGGGAGGAGGCAGCCACAGUGGCGGAGGAUCCGAGCAUCGACACCGAUAAGCUAAGCUACGAGAUCUUCUCGAUUCUGGAAAGCAAGUUCCUUUUUGGCUACGACGACCCCGAGCUCUGGUCCACAAGGGUUCCUCCUCUAGCCGCCACAGCGCCGGCCGAGGCGUCCUCCUUCAAGAACCAGAGGGGCAAGGUGUGCGUGCUCUGUAUCGACGGCGGUGGUGGCUGCGGGAUGCGCGGCAUCCUCCCCGGGAAGGCCCUUGCCUACCUCGAGCAGGCCAUCAGGACCAAGUCCGGGGACCCCGUCGCACGAAUAUCGGACUACUUUGACGUUGCCGCCGGCACUGGCAUCGGGGGCGUCUUCGCCGCCAUGCUGUUCGCCACCCGCGAUGGUGCUCGCCCCCUCUUCCGUGGCGAGGACACCUGGCGCUUCCUCGCCGACCGCGGCAAGCGCUUGUUCAAAAAGACGCCGCCUUCCUCUUCCUCCUCCCCCGGCUUGUUCGUCCGUUGCCUCUUCCCGGGCGGCGGAGGGUCGACGACGACGGCGGCGAUGGAGAAGGCGAUGAAGGAAGCUUUUGGCGAGAGCCUGACUCUAAAGGACACGGUGAAACCGGUGCUGAUCCCGUGCUACGACCUGAGGAGCUCCGCGCCGCUCGUGUUCUCGCGCGCCGACGCCCUGGAGAGCGAGAGCUUCGACUUCCGGCUGUGGGAGGUCUGCCGGGCGACGUGGGCUGAGCUGGGGCGGUUCGAGCCGGCGGAGAUCACUUCAGUGGACGGGGCCACCGCCUGCGUCGGUGUGGACGGCGGGCUUGCAAUGAGCAACCCGGCGGCAGCGGCCAUCACGCACGUCCUCCACAACAAACAGGAGUUCCCCUUCGUCCGGGGAGUGGAGGACCUCAUGAUGCUCUCGCUCGGCUGUGGAGAAGCAGGCGGCGGGGCCACCCCAGUCGUGGCGGAGACCGAAUACCGCAAGCUCCGGCGUUGGGGCCCCAGGGAGUGGGCCCAGCCCAUCGCGCGGAUCGCCGCCAACGGCGCCGCCGACCUCGUGGACCACGCCGUCGCGCUUGCCUUCGGCCAGUGCCGGAACUCCAACUACCUCCGCGUCCAGGCGGAUAUCUCGAGCAUGGGGCGAUGCAGUGUGGAAGAGGUGGACCACGACGCAAGCCCGGGCAACGUGAAGCUGCUGUUGGAGGCAGCGGAAGCGAUGCUGAGGCAGAAGAACGUGGAGUCGGUGCUGUUUGGUGGGAAGAUGACGAGGGAGCAGAGCAACAUGGAGAAGCUGGAUUGGUUUGCAGGGGAGCUCGUGCUGGAGCACGAGAGGAGGAGUUGCCGAAUAGCUCCCACCGUCGCCUUCAAGCAACCCAUCCCAAAGUCCACAAGCAAGUCGUAGGCCAUGCAGCAGGCAGCGGUCACCUCUUGUGUUCUCUUCUGUUGGGUUCUGUCCUGUUCUUUCACAUUCAAUUACAACUAUAGCAUUGCUCCCCACAGGUCACAACAAAUUCUGUAACACUUGGUAGAUGCUCUCUCUAUGUUUACACUUCAUCAUCAAGCAAUCCUGUUGUUGUGUUAUAGAUAGAUCACUCCAUUUCUAAGAAUGAAAUGGGAAUCUUUUUGGUGGUUAGAUCACAAGAGGAUCUUUGUUUGCUCGCUCUACUUAUCACCCCUCAGUUGUAACUCCUCAUUUGCCACGCAAUGCAUGGGAGGACUGGUGUCACUGUUUCUUAAGACUCUUUCGGCCAUAUUUGCUUCUGUUCUUGGAAUGCCAAUCUCAUCUGAUCUUUCAUCUGCCACAUAGAUGUUGAAUGAACCCAUGUUUAGGUCUUCAAAGGGAAGGAACGACACCUUCCAAGAACUGAAGAGCAGGAGGACACUGCUCUUCCUUUACUAUGGUAGCUACUGUUAGCAACCCCCAUGCUUCAUGCACUACUACUACUACCUUUGCUGAUUUAUUGCAAGUUUUCUCUCGAAAAGUCAACAACAUCUUG